Arthroderma uncinatum is the source of this 1077-nucleotide messenger RNA. Its product is annotated as oxidoreductase. Gene Ontology annotation, molecular function: nitronate monooxygenase activity. The record is from RefSeq and is a predicted model, not a curated record. The transcript has 4 exons. The coding region runs from base 1 to 1077 and encodes 358 amino acids. Lineage: Eukaryota; Fungi; Ascomycota; Eurotiomycetes; Onygenales; Arthrodermataceae.
AUGGCUUCCCCACAACAGCUCAGAACUCCUCUUACGGACCUUCUCAAGAUCAGACACCCCGUUCUCCUGGCUGGUAUGAACGUCGCUGCCGGCCCUAAACUCGCUGCCGCCGUUACAAAUGCUGGAGGUCUGGGAGUUAUCGGUGGUCUCGGCUACACCCCAGAUAUGCUCAGGGAGCAGGUGGAGGAGGUCAAGAGCUAUCUCAACGACAAGAACGCUCCAUUCGGUGUCGACUUGCUGCUUCCACAGAUUGGAGGCAAUGCACGAAAGACCAACUACGACUACACCAAGGGAAAACUCGACGAGCUGAUCACCGUCGUUAUCGAGAGCGGUACCAAGCUCUUUGUCUCUGCUGUCGGUGUCCCACCAAAGCACGUCGUCGACAGACUGCACAAGGCCGGCGUCCUCUACAUGAACAUGAUCGGUCACCCCAAGCACGUACAGAAGUGCCUGGACGUUGGUGUCGACAUCAUCUGCGCCCAGGGAGGUGAGGGCGGUGGCCACACUGGAGAUGUUCCCACCAGCAUCCUCAUCCCAACCGUAGCCAAGCUCUGCAAGGGAAAGACCAGCCCCAUGACCGGUCAGCCCGUCCAGGUUGUUGCUGCCGGUGGUAUCUUCAACGGCCAGAGUGUUGCGUCUGCCCUCAUGCUCGGUGCUUCCGGUGUCUGGGUUGGUACUCGUUUCAUCUUGGCUGACGAGGCCGGUGCCCCCAAGGACCACCAGGAGGCUGUCCGCACUGCCGGAUUCGACGACAAUGUCCGAACCAUCAUCUUCACCGGUCGCCCAAUGCGCGUCCGCAACAACGCCUACAUUCAGAACUGGGAGGAAAACCGCGCCGAGGAGAUCAAACAGCUCACCAGCAAGGGCGUCAUCCCCGUCGAGCACGAUUUCGAGACCAUGGAGGAUGUCGACGACGAUACCAUCGACAACGCCCGACCCCACCUGAUGGGCAAGGCCGCCGCCGUCGUCGACGAGAAGAAGCCCGCCAAGGCCAUCGUUGACGAGCUCGUCGGUGACGCUGUCGUAUGGCUGAAGCAGGGCAACGGCUUCAUCACCAGCGCCAGCUCUAAGCUAUAA